AUGCCUUCUCGGCGGGAUUUUCCAAGCAGGCAUACCACUCGACCACUAAAUGCUCAUACCAAUCACAAUGCAGAGCCAUAUGUAGCAAGGAGAUCUUUCGUGGAGAUCGAUGCGCAUGCUUUUGCGAAGCAUAAUGCGAUCAGCUGCAAAGACUUUCAACCUGUACCGCUUAGGCUGCGAUCCUACACCGAACCAUUGUUGCCUAUCUCUCCUGGCUCCGACGAGUAUCGAAAAAUCAAGGAAGGUCGUGCUCAGCCGACGUGGCAUCACGUGCGAUCCGGGAAGGAAGAAUUACUGAAAAACGAAGAAGAGUACAAGAAACGGAAUGCCGACUACAUCGAGGACGAACCUAUAUCAGGACCCAAAAGACUGAACGAUUCUAGGGUCGAUGCCCUCACUCAAGAGUCUACGGUUGGAAGUUUUCGACGCUGGGCCACUGCGAAGAAGAUGUGUAGGAGAGUGAAUGACGCCGCCGUUAAAACAACGUCCGACGUUCACAUCAAAUUUGUGCCUCAUACUCGAUUCGAAGUGGCGCUCGGGGGCAAUGCGGCUGUUCAGGACUUUUUCAAAACUCUCAAACAACCCGUGGCACCAGACGAACAGCAUAAGUUGCAAGGGAUACUUAUAGUGUUAUGCCUGAUGGAUCGCCCAACUAAGAUCCGGCUCUUUGUCGACUCUGGAAUCUGCGAUGCAGAUCUUCCACUUGUAGAAUGCCCCUGUCCGACUGGAGCAAUAGGUGCUAAAGUCCUCCGAAGUAAAGGGAACACGCAAAGACCUUAUAUGAGAUUCAAAAAGCCUGCAGAUACAGAGGACUUCUUGAAAAAACAGUGGAGUGUUCUGGCUUGGAGGUUCCCUGAAUUUGAUGGAGUCGUAUCCCACAAAGAUUUAGAAGACGGGAUGAUCCUUCCUUAUUUGUCUCAUAAACAUGUCUCACGGAAGGGCGGCUUUGGUGAUGUCUACAAGGUUGAGAUACACCCAGAUCAUUGCUCUCCCAAGAACAGAAGUAACAUUUUUGCCGUGAAGACCUUGAUAUCAAGAGUCCACGAGGAUUUCGAUCACGAACGUAAGGUGCUUGAGAAGCUCCGCCAGACAAAUCACUCACACAAACACUUGAUCGCUCUAUUGGCGACGUACAAACAUAACCAAAACUACCACUUGAUCUUUCCCUGGGCUGAGUCCGAUCUAUUUGGCUACUGGGAAAGAAAGCCAGCAAAAAGCAAAUUGAUGGAGCAGUGGAUAGCUGAGCAAUGUCAAGGGCUUGCUGAAGCGUUAUACAAGAUCCAUCGAUAUCCGACUACCUCGGGGUCAUCCAUAUGGCAACCACUCAUUGAUGCAAAUGGAGUGAGGCUCCCGCGUGCCAUUCAUACUAUCGAAGAGGGAGUCCCUUUCAGUGGUAUACUUCUUCACGGUCGUCACGGAGACCUGAAACCAGAGAAUAUUCUCUGGUACCCAAACUCGGAAUCCUCUGGUCCUACCGCCCACUUUGGUAUCCUUAAGAUCACCGACUUUGGAGGUGCUCAUUUUAACGAUAAGGAUGAACGGGCUCUGACAGGUCGCGUACCAAAGCCGGCCACCUAUCGUUCUCCCGAAUUCGAUAUUGAUCAUACUUGCAGUACUCUAUGCGAUAUCUGGGCGAUGGGUUGCAUUUUCCUGGAGUUUAGCACUUGGUAUCAUGGAGGACCCAAAUUUAUCGAGAAGUUCACGAAGAGACGCUCGGCUCGUGACAUCACCCUGCGAGGGCAGUGGAGUGAUACGUUCUUCAUCACCUCCAAGCAGGACGGCAAAUUGAAAGCAAGAGUGAAAGACGCAGUCAAGAAUGAGAUUUACAGAAUACGCGUGGAAUGUUCCUCAUUCUUCAAGGAGCUUCUCGAGUUGGUCGAUGACAACAUGCUUGUCGUCAAUCCGAGGCACAAAGCCUCCGAGCACGACCUGCAUCCUCGAGUGAAUGAUGGACGACUUCACCUGCAUGCAAGCCGCGAACUUGUCACCUCAAGGCCCCGAAGGUAUAGUCAAGGUAGCACUCUCCAAAAGAGUGAGCCUUCGAUCCAAGACUGGAAAACUUCGAAACUGCCCAGUGCGCCUGCGCAAAAGCCACUAUAUCGGAGUGGGUCUGGUUUCAUUCAGCAGGCUCUAGAUGAGAUGCUUGUGAAAAUGAAAGCCACCACCAAGCCCACCGCAAAGCGCAAGCGCGGUGCCCGCACACCCUCGCCUGAGCCCUCGCUCCACAGCCCCGCCGCCGCUAUCCCCCGCAAGUUUCGCAAGGGCAUCCGCGCCACCUGCUGGAAGCUCCGUGAGGCCCUCAACACCCUUGAGGCCCUUGCAGAUGAGCUGGAGAGCAACUCAUAG
Macroventuria anomochaeta is the source of this 2346-nucleotide messenger RNA. Its product is annotated as kinase-like protein. NCBI's taxonomy places the organism in Eukaryota, Fungi, Ascomycota, Dothideomycetes, Pleosporales, Didymellaceae. The transcript has 6 exons. The record is from RefSeq and is a predicted model, not a curated record. Gene Ontology annotation, molecular function: protein serine/threonine kinase activity; ATP binding. Gene Ontology annotation, biological process: peptidyl-threonine phosphorylation; peptidyl-serine phosphorylation. The coding region runs from base 1 to 2346 and encodes 781 amino acids.